UGUCCAUCUCAGACCCAGAUAAAUAUGGACUCUUAUUCUUCUUACAAUCAAAACUACACAAACCAAAUCUCACUUUCCACAAUGAAAAACCCUUACCCUAUCACCAUCAUUUUCUUCUUCUUCUAGCUUCUCUUUUAAGUCCUUAACUAUUAACUAGCUUUUUUCCACUAAAAAUUAAAUAUCUGUGUAAAAAAGUGUUUUCAAUAAGCUACUUCACUAUAUCCCAUAAGAACAUAGCUAUAACUUUUGCUUUUUUGUUGUGAAAACAAGAAAUUAGGGUUUCAAAUGUUUCCUUCAACUUAUUGCUCUUUAGGUCCUUACCCUAGUUAUAAUCCUAAUCCCAAUUCAUCUUCAUCUUCUUCUUCACAUUCAUACCCUCCUUUUACUUACCUUACCCCUGAUCAAAAUGCUUCUUCAAACAACAAUACCAACAACAUCAACACUUUUCUUCAUGAUCCAACUAUUUCUGUUCCAUACACACAAACUUCACACCAUCAUCAUGUUCCAAUUAAUCCUGAAACCCUAACAAAUUGGGCGGUUGCUGAUUAUGCUGCAAUGUUGAAACAAGAUCUAAGUGGUUCUUCUUCCCAUUACAACUUCUCGAAUUUGCUUGCGAAGAAGCCGGCGAAGAAACCGGCGAAGAAAGACCGGCACAGCAAGAUUCAUACAUCUCAAGGCUUGAGAGACCGGAGGGUGAGACUCUCGAUCGAGAUAGCGCGGAAGUUCUUCGAUCUUCAAGACAUGUUAGGGUUUGACAAAGCUAGCAACACACUUGAGUGGCUUUUCAACAAAUCAAAAGAAGCAAUUGAAGAGUUAACUAGAAGCAAGAACAAUUUAGCUUCGGGUGACGACGAUGUAGAUGAUCAUAGCUUCUCCACUUCGUCUUCCGAAGGAGAAGACGAAGCCCGAAAGAUGAAAAGAGCACAGAAGGAAUCCUCAAAGAUGAAAGACUCAAGAGAAAAAGCAAGAGCAAGAGCAAGAGAAAGAACUAGUGAAAUGAAGAUUCAAGAUUUGAAGGAAAAGUACCCAGAAACCGAUCAUAAUCAACAAAUUCUCCAUCAAUUGAUGCCGAACGACGAAGAAAACUCGAAACUAGCUCAAAGAGAUGAUAUCUUUAACUUUAUUGAAGAAUCAAUUGUGAUCAAGAGAAAGUUAAAGAAAUCUUCUUCACAACAUCAUCAACAAAACAUUAGUUUUGAUCACAAUGACUCUCCAAUGAUAACACCAAAUUGGGAUACAAAUAAUAAUAACAAUGCUGCCGCAACCGGAAGAUCCAACUUUUCUGCAAUAUCAAGAAUGAAUCUAUCAUCAGGGCUUCAAAUCUUUGGAAAAUCAUGGGAGGAAUGCAAUAACAGUCCAAAUAGAUAUUAGCUGAUGUAUAUAUAUCAGCAUAUUCUGAGAUCAGAAUGAACUAUUCUAAAAGUGCUUUUUCAAGGAAUCAUUUUAUCAUUUGAACAACUUUUAAUUUUUCUGCCCUAUUUUUCACUUUAGACAAUGUCUGUUGUUUUUGUACUGAAUUUUUCUUGUUUUUGUUUUGCUCCAAAAUCAGCCAAGAGCAUGUGACAGUUUGGCUUCAAAAGAUAUAUAUGCUGCGUGUAUUAUUUCUGGCCAAUAUUUAAAGUGUGGUUGAUAUUAUAUAAAUUAUAUAUAUUAAAGUUCAAUUAUCA
Lathyrus oleraceus (garden pea) is the source of this 1667-nucleotide messenger RNA. Its product is annotated as transcription factor DICHOTOMA. Bases 286 to 1371 code for a protein of 361 amino acids. The record is from RefSeq and is a predicted model, not a curated record. Gene Ontology annotation, molecular function: DNA-binding transcription factor activity; sequence-specific DNA binding. Lineage: Eukaryota; Viridiplantae; Streptophyta; Magnoliopsida; Fabales; Fabaceae. Gene Ontology annotation, biological process: regulation of secondary shoot formation. The transcript is spliced from 2 exons. Gene Ontology annotation, cellular component: nucleus.